Molecule: messenger RNA, 2125 nt
Organism: Symphalangus syndactylus (siamang)
Lineage: Eukaryota; Metazoa; Chordata; Mammalia; Primates; Hylobatidae
Gene: TSPAN13
Product: tetraspanin 13
Cellular component (GO): membrane
Source: RefSeq, a predicted model, not a curated record
AUUUCUCCUUGCCAGCGUGGAUCUCCCCCGAGCUCCGCCCUCCCUCCUCACCUGCUCCUGGGGAAACUACACCAAGGCCGCCGACACCAGCUCUGGCCUGGGGCCCCCUCCCCCUCGCCCCGGGACCGCUCCGCCCCUCCCGGAUCCCGGCCGGCGGAGCGCAUUUAUUUGCAUAUUUCUACCUUUGUUCCCGGCCAGCGGCCAAUCAGCGCGCGGGGCGAGACGAAGGGGCUGGGCGGGGCUCGGGCUCCUGCUCCGGCUGAGCUGCGGCGGCCGCAGGUUCCAAAGCGGGUCUGAGCCGCCGCCACGCGCGCCGCGUACUGCAGCCCCAGGCCCCGACCCCCCACCCACGUCCUCGUUGCUGCCCCGCCUGGGCCAGGCCCCAAAGGCAAGGACAAAGCAGCUGUCCGGGAACCUCUGCCGGAGUCGAAUUUACGUGCAGCUGCCGGCAACCACAGGUUCCAACAUGGUUUGCGGGGGCUUCGCGUGUUCCAAGAACUGCCUGUGCGCCCUCAACCUGCUUUACACCUUGGUUAGUCUGCUGCUAAUUGGAAUUGCUGCGUGGGGCAUUGGCUUCGGGCUGAUUUCCAGUCUUCGAGUGGUCGGCGUGGUCAUUGCGGUGGGCAUCUUCUUGUUCCUGAUUGCUUUAGUGGGGCUGAUUGGAGCCGUAAAACAUCAUCAGGUGUUGCUAUUUUUUUAUAUGAUUAUUCUGUUACUUGUAUUUAUUGUUCAGUUUUCUGUAUCUUGCGCUUGUUUAGCCCUGAACCAGGAGCAACAGGGUCAGCUUCUGGAGGUUGGUUGGAACAAUACGGCAAGUGCUCGAAAUGACAUCCAGAGAAAUCUAAACUGCUGUGGGUUCCGAAGUUUUAACCCAAAUGACACCUGUCUGGCUAGCUGUGUUAAAAGUGACCACUCGUGCCCCCCAUGUGCUCCAAUCAUAGGAGAAUAUGCUGGAGAGGUUUUGAGAUUUGUUGGUGGCAUUGGCCUCUUCUUCAGUUUUACAGAGAUCCUGGGUGUUUGGCUGACCUACAGAUACAGGAACCAGAAAGAUCCCCGUGCGAAUCCUAGUGCGUUCCUUUGAUGAGAAAACAAGAAAGAUUUCCUUUCGUAUUGUGAUCUUGUUCACUUUCUGUAAUUUUCUGUUAAGCUCGAUUUGCCAGUUUAAGGAAGGAAACACUAUCUGAAAAAUUACCUUAUUGAUAGUGGAAUUAUAUAUUUUUACUCUGUUUCUCUAAAUUUUUUUCUUUUUCUGUUGCUGAAAAAUAUUUGAAACUUGUGGUCUCUGAAGCUCAGUGGCACCUGGAAUUUACUGUAUUCAGUGUCGGGCACUGUCCACUGUGGCCUUUCUUAGCAUUUUUACCUGCAGAAAAACUUUGUAUGGCACCACUGUGUUGGUCAUAUGGUGAAUCUAAACGUACAUCUCACUGGUAUAAUUAUAUGUAGCACUGUGCUGUGUAGAUAGUUCCUACUGGAAAAAGAGUUGAAGUUUAUUAAAAUCAGAAAGUAUAAGAUUCUAUUAUGUUAAGGGAAAUCCAAAUUCCCAAUUUUUUUUUGUCUUUUUAGGAAAGAUGUGUUGUGGUAAAAUAUGUUAGUAUAAAAAUGAUAAUUUACUUGUAGUCUUUUAUGAUUACACCAAUGUGUUCUAGAAAUAGUUAUGUCUUAGGAAAUUGCAGUUGAGUUUUUGACUUUUACAGGUAAGUGCGAAGGAGAAGUGGUUUCAUGAAAUGUUCUAAUGUAGAAUAACAUUUACCUUCAGCCUCCAUCAGAAUGGAACGAGUUUUGAGUAAUCAGGAAGUAUAUCUGUAUAAUCUUGAUAUUGUUUUAUAAUAAUUUGAAGUCUAAAAGACUGCAUUUUUGAACAAGUUACUGUUAAUGAGUUGGCCCACGUAGCAAAAAGAUAUUUGAUUAUCUUAAAAAUUGUUAAAUACCGUUUUCAUGAAAUUUCUUAGUAUUGUAACAGCAACUUGUCAAACCUAAGCAUAUUUGAAUGUGAUCUCUCAUAAUUUGAAAUUGAAAUCGUAUUGUGUGGCUCCGUAUAUUCUGUUAAAAAAUUAAAGGACAGAAACCUUUCUUUGUGUAUGCAUGUUUGAAUUAAAAGAAAGUAAUGGAAGAAUUGGUGGAUGAA